Messenger RNA from Pipistrellus nathusii (Nathusius's pipistrelle), 957 nucleotides. The record is from the annotation of a GenBank genome assembly. Lineage: Eukaryota; Metazoa; Chordata; Mammalia; Chiroptera; Vespertilionidae.
AUGAGUCUGGGCAUCAUGGAGGAGGAGGACCUGGCCGAGUACUUCCGGCUGCAGUAUGGGGAGCGGCUGCUCCACCUGCUCCAGAAAUUCCCCCACAUUGAGGAGCAGUCGGACUCCCCAUCUAUCCAGCUCCUGGAGAAGAAGAAGGAGGCCAAGAUCAUGCACCAUGCUAUGUUGCAUAAGAAGGAGACAUUUCAGCGGAGAAUGGAAACUCUGAACCUGCGCUGGGAGGAGCUGGGCGUCAAGGAGGCCCAGCUGAAGGCCCACAUUCAGAAGUUCGAACAGUUCAUCCAGGAGAACGACCAGAAACGGAUCCGCGCCCUGAAGAAAGCCAACAAGGAGAGAGACCUCAAGAGGCAGCGCAUGCGUGAGCUGGCCAAGGCCAAGCAGGAGAUGGCGGCCCUGCGGCUGCAGCACCAGCGGCUGAGUGCCAAGCUGCAGAACUACUCCAUCUUCAACAAGUACCUGGAGAAGGUGGUGGAGAACUCCGAGUUCGAGGAGAUCCACGAGGUGAUGGCGCGGCACAAGACGCUGGUGAGCAUGCACCAGGACCUCAUGCAGUCUGCGCAGGAGGGCCAGGAGAAGAUCGAGCGCGCCAAGGCCCGGCUGGCGCGCUACAUGGAGGAGAAGGACGACGAGAUCCUGCAGCACAACAACGAGCUGGCGCGCCUGCAGAUGCGCUUCGACCGCGCCCGCAGCGACGUCAUCAUCUGGGAAUCGCGCUGGGCGCACAUCCAGAACACCGCCGCCAAGAAGACCCUCUUGCUCGGCACCAUCAAGAUGGCAACGCUGAACCUCUUCCAGAUCGUGAGUAAGCAGCUAAAGGAGACGACCUUCGUGUCCCUGGAGGACACGCACAAACAGCUGGACCUGAUCCAGCAGUUCAUCCAGGACCUGUCGGACAUCUGGGCAGAGGUGAAGAAGAAGGACCAGGCGCCGCAGCAGAUCCGGGUGUAA